AUGUCCGCUGCAGACAAUGGGGAACUGCCCGGCAUCUUUGAGACCACAGGAUAUGAUACACAUUCAGACAAAGACAGCAUCGUCGUCGACAGAAUUAAAUCGCCGCGUCAUGGGCUAAAGAGAGUAUCCGCCGCCUGUCAAAGAUGUCGCCGCAGAAAACAAAAGUGCGACGGUAUACACCCUGUUUGCGGAUCUUGCGCUGCUGCCAAUGUCUCCUGUGUACCUUCAGAUCGUCUCUCUGUCAGACAAGACAGGGAAUGUGAGUGUGACCAUCUGCGAGGCCAAGUAGAGCGUCUGAAGGAUCGCGUCAAUCAACUGCAGACACGCUUGACAAUGCAAUCAAGACUUCCCUCAGAAGCGCUAUCUCAAGACAGCAUGCAAUUGCGCCCUAUCCAACGACCAGAACCUGACGGAUCAGUGGCGAGUCUCGAAAGAGGCUAUGUCGGACGAAUGCUUCUUCCUACCUUUCGAGGAGCGAAUGCUAAUGGAACCUCCGAGACUGGUUUCAGGAGUGGUCCUUGGCAGCUGUGGAAUGGUCUCUCCGCUAGCGACACGCCUCCGACUCCCACGUCAAACACUUUCAACCUCCAUCGCGAUGGAAUCGGACUGAUAGACGUGUUUUUCGACCGCAGAUGGCCCCAGUAUCCCGUCAUUCAUCGACCGACCUUUAUGGAACAGCACUACAUCCCUUACUGUAACGGACAAAUACGAAACAGGCUAUCUGCGUUUGAAGUACACAUGGUCCUCGCCAUAGGAGCUUCCGAAAAAGCCCGCAUCAGUUCUGACGCGCCUGUUUCUCACGAGCACUUUUUUGAAGCCGCGGUGAGAGAUCUAGAUUCUGUUCUGGCAGCUGAAGACAUUGAUUGCAUACGAUGUCUUUCUCUGCUUUGUCUGUUCGGAAGCAAUGAACCACAGUCUGUCAAUCUGUGGUACACCGUUGGUAUGGCUUUGAGGCUUGCAGUUGGCAUCGAGAUGCACAGAGACGAGAGUCUGUCGCAGAAAUCUCUUUUGGACGCAGAAAUGCGAAAGAGACUAUUCUGGAGUCUGUACACCAUGGAUCGAAGCGUAUCCAUAUCUCUCGGUCGACCACUCGGAAUCCAAGACGCAGACAUAACCAUCCCCCUCCCUUUGAUUCUCUCAGAUGAACAGCUCGCCGGCCCGCCAGAUCGCGCUAUUCCCAAUAUCCUCCCGGAUGUCCGAGACAUGUCAGCCUUUCGCCACAUCGUGGAACUUCGCCAAAUCAACGGAGGCAUUUAUUCAGCUCUCCAUUCAGCUGGCGGUGCAAAUUUGGAGAGCACCAACCUCGACGCCAUCCGCCAGCAGCACUACACUCGUCUCAACGCAUGGCUUCUGUCCGCUCCUAGAUAUCUCGCUCCGCUGUCAAUGUAUCAGACGCCUGAAUGGUUUCAGAUUGCGUACCACCAAGCGGUUAUUAAUCUUCACCGUCCGUCACACGCUUCACCCGUGAGCAGCGCCGAUGCCAUUCGGCUUUGCGCUGAUUCAUCGAUCAGUUUGAUUAGUUGCUACAACGCGUUGUACGCCAAGAACAAGAUCAUCUACACUUUUGUGGCGCUGGAUUCUUUGUUUUUGGCAGCUGUCACGAUGUUGUAUUCUAUCCGUGCGAGCUCCAUCGUCCGCCACGAAUUGACUCGGGAGGUGGUCGAGUCUAAUAUUGAGACAUGUGUGAGACUCUUGUCCAAGAUAUCUCACGGCAAGACAGUCGGUGAGCGAAGCAUGCAGAUUAUUCGGAGGCUGGGAAAUGCCACGUUGGCUGUUUUUGACAACAGUUCAUAUGCCGAGGCGGAUAUUGAUACAGAGUUUAUGUCGUGGUUCGGUGUCAAGAGUCAAAAUCCGGUUAGACCGGAGUAUCCCACGCCGAGCAUUGACACGGCCUGGAAUGAUUUGUUUGAGCAUGGUUAUGAUUUGACUAGUUAUCAGAAUGGGCACUUACUCUUGUAG
Molecule: messenger RNA, 1959 nt
Organism: Fusarium pseudograminearum CS3096
Lineage: Eukaryota; Fungi; Ascomycota; Sordariomycetes; Hypocreales; Nectriaceae
Exons: 2
Coding region: 1-1959 (652 amino acids)
Biological process (GO): DNA-templated transcription; positive regulation of transcription by RNA polymerase II
Molecular function (GO): DNA-binding transcription factor activity, RNA polymerase II-specific; sequence-specific DNA binding; zinc ion binding
Source: RefSeq, a predicted model, not a curated record